Polychytrium aggregatum is the source of this 2853-nucleotide messenger RNA. RefSeq lists its product as uncharacterized. The transcript has 2 exons. NCBI's taxonomy places the organism in Eukaryota, Fungi, Chytridiomycota, Chytridiomycetes, Polychytriales. The record is from RefSeq and is a predicted model, not a curated record. The coding region runs from base 220 to 2475 and encodes 751 amino acids.
CUCGACACUUUUGCACAUCGAAACCGCUCCCCCCCCCUCAGCGGCCUGUCUCGACAGCUUGCCCUCGUCCCCUCUGUCCGACCCAGGAUAUAAAGCCCAGCGAAAGAGCAUGCCGCCUCCGGCAAGCACAUCGCUCCGGAGACUGCCGUCCCGCUUCUGCAUACGUCUACAGGCUGACCCUUUGCGCACCCCGCUAGCCUGAGCAUACAACAGACUCCCAUGGCCACAAUCAAGAUCCUGCCCGUCCCAUCUUCGCCAGGGUUCCUGGACGGACACCUGGGCGUCAUCGAGACCUACGUCCGAGGCAUUCUGCGAAUCAGCAACGAGCCCCAGCGCUCUCUUUCGGCAAUGCCUUGGCCCGAAACGGCCCAUCUUUCCCCCUGCAUCGUUCCGACAAGUGUCAAGGUCACUCUGCUCGGUCGACUCGAGAUCUCUGCGGCCACGAUUGGCUACAAGAGUGAAAAGACCAUCGUCAACACCACCGUCAACCUGAUCUCGGCUGACCGGGACAGCCACCGCCGUAGUGUCGACAGCAAGGCACAAGCGCAGGUCCAAGCCCAGGCCCAUGCUGCAGCGGAUCCUGAAGACACCGCCCGCCAUGGGAGCUUUGGCAGCCAGACGCAGAACAGCAGUGCAUCGCUUGUUUUGUCGCUCAUAGGCGGGGGCGAUUCGUGCCUGGACAAGGCCGAACACAUCCUCCCAGGCGAGUUCCGAGAUUAUCCGUUUGCGAUUGGCCCGCUCGACUCAAAUGUGCUUUUGCCGUCGCUGGAUAUGACUUGCACCAACGGCUCGUCGCCAGCGCAUCGGCUGCAGUGCACAUAUGACCUGGAGGCUUUUGCCAAGGUCGUUCCGCUCCGGACUACCCCUGAAGACCCAGCCGACAAGGACGGUGCCCCUGCUCCGCUCGCCCGUCGUCGGAGCCUCAUUGCCGGCCUCAAGCUGCAGCACAACCGAUCGCAACAGCUCCGCAAGGCCAAGGCCGAGUACCUGCGCACCCGGGUGGCUCUUGGGCCGGUGGCAUACUCGCACCGAGAGGAGCUGUUGGCUCUCCUGCAGCCAAAGCCUCUGCACACCGAAACCAUGGCCCGUAGGAACGGCCGCAUCAUGGCCAUGCUCGAUAUCGACAGGCAGGUCACGUUCACAGGCUCAGUCUUCAAGGGUCACAUCCGACUGAUUUCCCAGGAUGGUUUCCCGCUCGAGAUCAAGCAUCUCCAGCUCGAGAUCCUGCAGAAGCAUGCCUGCAAGGUCAAGGCGGGCAUUCGCCGUCGCAAGUCCUUUGCAAUUCUCGACGUCGCCAGCAGUCUCAACAGCCAGAUCACCCAAGGGGCCGUCCAUCACCUCGACACCAACCGGCCAACGCUGAUGAAGCUCCACGGCACCGAUGUGCUGCACUCUCAGAUCCUGAUUGACGAGGACACUGCCGAAAUAUGCAAUCCGAACGAGUGUCUCGAAUACGUGACGGACUUGCAGAUCCCCUUGAUGCCCACGACUGCCCCGUCCGGCCGCUGGGGCGGAUCGAUCGAGGUCUGGCAUCUCGUCCAAGUGACAGCCCAGAUCGAGAGGUGCAACCGCAAAGUCAUCCAUCUUCGUCUCGAGGCGCCCAUCCAAAUCUCUGGCGUUGGCUACAACACCGAGUGGAAGCGGGAGGACGAGGUUUUCCAGCCCGAGAGCACUCCCGACAACCCGUCCAGCGCACCCGAGUAUGCGGACGAGAGUUUCGAGACCGAGUCUCUCACGACCGACGGCCUUUCGACGCUCAACGGCAGGCCUCCAUCUGGCAGCGACGCCGCCGAGACAAUCCGCACCACCUGCACAGGCGAUAUCGUCCAAGCAUACCUGCGCCCCAUCUCGCCCCCGUUUACUCACGACGAAAGUCUCAAGGCCACCGGGACGCUUUCGUCGUUCCCAAAGCUCGAGGCUGGUGACCAGUCGCUGCCUCAGUCUCCCCAAGACAGCAACAUUGACCGGCGCAUUGGCUGCGAUGGAGAGACAGUGGUCCCUCUACCGUCCGUCCUUGAUUUGUCUGUCCGUACGAUAUCGACCACCGAGUCCCUUCCCAAUGUCUGUUCCAGCGUCAGUAACAGCAGCGACGCUGAGAACGCCGACUUUGAAAGCGACACCCCCAUCGCAGCCUCAUCGCUGGCUACACAUCAGCCAACUGCCCUUCCCGACCAAGCCAAGAACGUCGCCGGCAUCCCGCAGAUCGUCGAAAAGCUUCAAACAAUCUUCUCGUACGUAGUGCAGUUUGCACUGGCCGUUAGCAUCGGACACAUUCAGCUGGAGAAGGGAGCGGCCCGAAGCCUGAGGGGCUGUUCGCGCUCGGCGCUUUCAUGCAGCACCACCGAGACAAGCAACCUGUCGUAUUUCCCAACCUUCAAUCUCUCGGACCCAGCGUCGAUCCGCAUCAUUGGAUUCGUGCUGUCGUCCAAGUCACGCAGACGACGCACCCUGCCUGCCGACCAGAUCUUUGCAUGAGCCAUUGUGGCGGUGCUCCAGACGAUCGAGUAUCUGGGCUGCUUGUCGCGCUGAACACCCAAACGGCUCGCUCUUUCGAUUUACCGGAUUGAUUGCCAGAAUGCCUUCCGUCUCUUUGUUGAUUUCUGUUUUCCUCUGCCAACUGUCUGGCCAUCGCGGAUAUGUUUCUCCCAAGCCCUAUUUUUCAUUCUCUCCUCCCUCGCGUCCUUUGCUGCGCAGCUGCUUGCUUUUUGGCCCGUCUCUGUAUCCGUCUCGUUGUCCCACGGCUCUUCCAAGAAAAGAGGCCCAUCUCCAUCUGCUUGAGGUCAAUGAUCGUUUUUGUUAUGGAUCUUGAAUACACCGCUCAUACUCAUCCACACCAUGGGGAGGGGCGAGGCC